Molecule: messenger RNA, 1344 nt
Organism: Diplodia corticola
Lineage: Eukaryota; Fungi; Ascomycota; Dothideomycetes; Botryosphaeriales; Botryosphaeriaceae
Product: u3 small nucleolar rna associated protein
Exons: 2
Coding region: 1-1344 (447 amino acids)
Biological process (GO): maturation of SSU-rRNA from tricistronic rRNA transcript (SSU-rRNA, 5.8S rRNA, LSU-rRNA)
Cellular component (GO): nucleolus; small-subunit processome
Molecular function (GO): protein binding
Source: RefSeq, a predicted model, not a curated record
AUGAAAAUCAAAGCCCUCUCCCGCUCUGCGAGCGACUACCAGGCUGCGGGCACGAACGUGUCCCGCACGCCGAGGAAUCUUGACCCGGCCCUGCACCCGUUCGAACGUGCCCGCGAAUACACGCGCGCCCUCAAUGCCACCAAGAUGGAGCGCAUGUUCGCUCAGCCGUUCCUUGCGCAGCUCGGGAAAGGUCAUGUCGAUGGAGUCUACUCCAUUGCGAAGGAUCCCGAAUCUCUCCAGCACUUUGCCAGCGGUAGUGGUGAUGGUGUCGUGAAGGUCUGGGACUUGACAAGCCAGGAGGAGAUAUGGCAGGGCUCCGCGCAUCAGAACAUGGUCCGCGGGCUUACCUGGUCGCGCGACAAGAAGGUCUUGUCCUGUGGCGCGGACAAGACAGUCAAGAUGUUCGAUCCGUACAAGACUACCAGCGGCAGCCCUCCAGUAGCAACCUGGCUCGGACAAGGCGCCUUCACGAGCAUCACCCACCACCGCUCCGAUCCUGCUGUCGCCGUAUCUUCGUCCAGCCAGAUAUCCAUCUACGAUACCACGCGUCCUGCCUCGAACCCUUCGCAAACACUCGCCUGGCCCACCGCAAUCGACACCAUCAACGCCGUCUCCUUCAACCAGACAGAGACCUCAAUCCUUGCGUCUGCAGCCUCGGACCGCAGCAUCGUCAUGUACGACCUCCGAACCUCGUCGCCGCUGCACAAGACGGUGCUCACGCUCGCGGGCAACUGCAUUUCCUGGAAUCCCAUGGAAGCCUUCAACUUCGCGUGCGGCAGCGAAGACCACAACGUCUACAUCUUCGACAUGCGCAACAUGAAGCGCGCCCUCAACGUCCUCAAAGACCACGUCGCCGCCGUCAUGGACGUCGACUGGUCGCCGACGGGCGAGGAGCUCGUCUCGGCGUCGUACGACCGCAGCAUCCGCCUCUGGACCCGCGGCCAGGGCCACUCGCGCGACAUCUACCACACCAAGCGCAUGCAGCGCGUCUUCUCGUGCGCCUGGUCCCCCGACAACAACUACGUCCUCUCCGGCUCCGACGACGGCAACGUCCGCCUCUGGCGCGCCAAGGCGUCGGCCCGCCAGGGCGUCAAGUCCGCCGCCGAGCGCCAGAAGCUCGAGUACGACCAGGCGCUCAAGGAUCGCUACAAGCACAUGCCCGAGAUCAGGCGCAUCGCCCGCCACCGCCACGUGCCCAAGGUGGUCAGGAAGGCGGGCCAGAUCAAGGCGGAGGAGAUCAAGUCGAUCAAGAGGAAGGAGGAGAACGAGAGGAGGCACUCGAGGAAGGGCGAGGUGCGCCGGAGGAGCGAGAGGGAGAAGAUGGUCAUGGCUACGGAGCAGUGA